Hydractinia symbiolongicarpus is the source of this 3047-nucleotide messenger RNA. RefSeq lists its product as uncharacterized. The record is from RefSeq and is a predicted model, not a curated record. The transcript is spliced from 2 exons. NCBI's taxonomy places the organism in Eukaryota, Metazoa, Cnidaria, Hydrozoa, Anthoathecata, Hydractiniidae. The coding region runs from base 70 to 1146 and encodes 358 amino acids.
AGUUUAACUCCGGAGUGAUAUUUUGGUCCUUUAACUGCCAGAUGUAAAGUGGACAGCGUGGUACUGUUCAUGUACUUUUUGUUGUUGAAAGAUAAUUUGUGCCCACCAUCAACAGACACCAAACGUAAAAAAAUAAUCGAAACCUUCAAAACGAUCGGAUUCGACAUCGAGAUUCAAACUAACCUAAAAAGAGUAGACUUCCUCGACGUUACACUUGAUUUAGAUUCAGAAACUUUCAAACCCUACAAAAAGCCAAACGAUCAGCUCCAAUACGUCCACAUUUUAUCUAACCAUCCAAAAAAUAUUUUGAAACAACUACCAAUAUCAAUCAACGAUAGGCUUGUCAAAAAUUCGUCAAACGAACAAGUUUUUGACCAAGCCAAACCGGAAUACGAAGAAGCCCUCCGAAAAAGCGGAUACAAAAACCUGAACUUGUCCUUCAAUAAAAAGGAACCCAAUCGGAUUGGCAGAAAUAGGAAACGAAACGUGAUAUGGUUUAACCCACCCUUCAAUAAAAAUGUUGUUAACGACGUCGGGAGAUCCUUUCUGAAACUAAUUAAGAAGCACUUUACAAAAGAAAACAACCUUCAAAAAGUUUUCAAUAAGAAUAACGUUAAAGUCAGCUACAGUUGUACAGAAAACGUGAAGUCCAUCAUUAAUUCACAUAAUAAAAAAGUUUCUUCAAAACAAAUAAUCGAUACACCAACAUGCAAUUGCAGAGUUAAAAGAACGUGCCCUCUACAAGGAAAUUGCAGAGUUCAGUCUGUCAUCUACAAAUGCGAAGUCACCGCUCAAAACCAACCAAAAAAGGCCUACAUCGGGUUAACUGAGAAAGAGUUCAAAGAAUGCUAUGGUGGGCACAAAUUAUCUUUCAACAACAAAAAGUACAUGAACAGUACCACGCUGUCCACUUACAUCUGGCAGUUAAAGGACCAAAAUAUCACGCCAGAGUUAAACUGGUCGAUCGUAAAACGUGUGAGAAGUUACUCGAACAAAAGCAAAUCGUGUCCACUUUGUCUGCAAGAGAAAUUGGAAAUCCUUAGUUACGAAAAUAAAGACGAACUUUUAAACAAAAGGUCGGAGAUCGUUUCAAAAUGCCGCCAUAUGAACAAAUAUCUAUUGGCCAAUUAUAAGUUAAAAGACUGAUAAUGACAUUUUGACACUUUUUUUAUUGUAAAUUACUGAUUUUAUUGCACGUUUUACAGCCUCAAUUAAUUUUGUUAUACUUAUAGGAAUUUAGAUCAGUUGAAUUUAUUUUACAGCUGAGGAUUGUAUAGUGAAUACAUGAAACUCUGAGUACUGUAAAAGCUCAGUUUACUUUAUUACCCUUGUUAUAUGGCUCCUGUGAUUUAAUGUUAUAGUCGAGCACUGUUUUGAGGAUAGCAUUACGCAUCUGUAUUGAAUAUGUCUAUCUAUAUAAUAAUACGCUAAGUGUGUUUGUCUGUGACUGGCAAAGUGGAUGUCUUCAUUUACCUUUGGUGUUUCCGAAAAAUGUCUAUGUUAAAUUUUCUGACGUUACGAUGCGACAUAAAUAACAUUACUUUAACGUCAAUAUCUUAUAUUAAAUUAAUGAAGCCAUUACAGUGCACUUAAAACUUUGAGGCCAAAUAACUUGGAAACAAAGUGGUGACGUCAAUGAUUUUUCACCGCGUGGGUAACUAGGGACCACCUAGGAUCAAUUUGGGUAAUUUUUCCAAACCUGGAUCCCUGAAUCUGUUUCGGAAUCGACGGGUUAAUGACGUCAUCAAAAACCUUCAAAUCCUAAUAUCUCUGCAACCGUUUGUCAAAAGUACAUGAUCUUAUACAUUUUCUUGAUCAGCGUUUCAAGAUCUAUACGAUAAAGACAUUAGAUAUAUAAAAUUCUGGAAAUUUUUUUUGUGUUUUUGCGUGCCUUUGUUGACGUCAGCAAGACUUUCAUUACAGGCAACGAAUACACUAAAAUUCGCUAAAUUUUUUUUGUAUCUGCACUGCUGAAGUCAGCAAAAAUCUAAAACAACCUAUUUUUUCCAUUCUCCUUCUGCCUGAGUGGAUUUUUCUAUGGGCCUUAUCGACUAGUAUUGUUAAUAAUAAAACAAUAGAUUUAAAAAGACAUCACACCGUGCAUAGAUUAAAGGUUAAUGUACACAAUAAUUAUUCUCUCAAUAAAAAUACGAAAGAGCAGAAAAAUUUCAAAAUAUAAUCCAUUUGUUAAAUUUUUUUUUGCCUUUUCUGACACAAAAACCGAGGAUAUAUUUUUCAUGGUAUUUUGUGUCUCUGUUAUUUAGAGAUUUUGUGUAAACUAAUUCAUAAUGGCAGACCCAUCCAGAAGUGUGAAACUAUCAUUAAGAAGUCUUGUUUUGUAAAUAGGAGAAAGGUAGAAAAAAGAUUAUGAGUAAAAUAAAUAUAUUUUGGAAAAUUGUCUAAGGCCAACGAUUUACCUUUAUUACUUCAUAGUAAAAACGAUCGUUUUUAUCAAAUUUCCAGUCCUGUGUUAGUAUUUUCAGUAAAAAGUUUAGGUUCUUGUUUAGAUUAACACAGUCCACAAAAAAGUUAUACCAGAUGGUAUUGACUGGUUGCAGUGAAAAAAUGUAUAUAUGUUGUUUCUAAAAUUACUUACUCAAGGUUGUCUGAAAACAAAAUCAUGGAGUCAUAAUUUUUUUUUAAUCUAAUAGCAUUUGACUUUAGUUUUUUUGGUGAACUUUAUAUCUUGAAUGCAAUAAAGUGGUAAUUCCAUCUUCUUUGUUAAAUAUGAUAAUAUUGGAGUCACAAACCUUCAGCUGGAUUGUAAAUGGUGCAUGGACUUGUUAAUUGUUUUUUUAAAACACUUCCACUCUAGUAAUAAUAAACAGUUUUUUUCGUUUGUUAUAAUUAUGGUUUAUAAUGUUUAUAAAACAUUACAAAAUCAUAGCUGAUGGAGUAAAAUGAGAGCCUGUGUCCUAAAUUUUGAUCUUUUUCUAGUAUAUAGAAAUUAUGUUACAUAUAUGUAUAGAUACGUCCAGGAAGUUUUGAUAUUACAAUUUGUUUUAAAACAAACAUGUUAGCUGUUAGUCCACACCAGAAAGAGAUAA